Penicillium antarcticum is the source of this 987-nucleotide messenger RNA. RefSeq lists its product as uncharacterized. Gene Ontology annotation, cellular component: cytoplasm. The transcript has 6 exons. The record is from RefSeq and is a predicted model, not a curated record. The coding region runs from base 1 to 987 and encodes 328 amino acids. NCBI's taxonomy places the organism in Eukaryota, Fungi, Ascomycota, Eurotiomycetes, Eurotiales, Aspergillaceae.
AUGGUCAAGACCCUUCCCUUCGGCAGCAUCCAGGUCCCAAUACCGGGUUUCGGUGCCAUGGGUCUGAGCCACGGUCUGGGUUCCAACCUGAGCCUCGAGGAGGCCGAGCCUGUCCUGCUCAAGGCUAUUGAGCUUGGUUGCACAUUCUGGGAUACCGCCGUUGUCUACCAGGCCGGUGUUAACGAGAAGCUCCUCGGCGACUUCAUUCGCAAGCACAAUGUCCGCGACAAAGUCUUCAUUGCCUCCAAAUGUGGUCUUGACGUCUUCGGAGCUGGUUUCCAAGUCACCAACUCCGCCGCCCAUAUCAAGGAGUACAUUGAUGGGACUAUCGAGCGAUUGGGCUUUGCUCCCGAUCUCUACUAUCUGCACCGCAUUGACCCCAACACACCUCUGACCGAAUCCAUCCCUGCUCUUGACGAGCUCCGUAAGGCCGGAAAGACCAAGUACAUUGGACUUUCCGAGUGCUCUGCCGCCACCCUGCGCAAGGCUAACUCUAUUGCCAAGAUUGACGCCAUUCAAGCCGAGUACUCUGCUUUCGAGACCGUGCACGAGACUGACGGUCUGAUUGACACAGCCAAGGAGCUAGGUGUCGCAUAUGUCGCCUACAGCCCUCUAGGACACGGCUGGUUGGUCGAUGACUUCCAGUACAAUAGCCCAGACGACUUUGCCCCCGAUGACUUCCGCCGUAAUUCUCCCAAAUUCCAAGGCGAGAACUUCUACAAGAACCGCGCAAUCGUCGAAGAAGUCAAGAAGCUUGCUGCUAAGAAGGGCUGCAAUAUCAGUCAGAUCGCUCUCGCUUGGGUUGCUGCCCAGGGCAUGAUCCCCAUUCCUGGAACCACCAAGGCCGCUCGUCUUGAGAACAACUGGGCUUCUCGGGAUGUGGAUUUCUCUGAGGAGGAGAAGCAGGAAAUGCGCAGGAUUAUCGAUGCCGCUAAGCCUCAUGGCAACAGAUAUGGUCCUGUCCACCAGGCUAUGGUUGGACAUUAA